AUGUUUUCAAAGACCAGCUCGAAAGGUCAAGUAAACGGUGUGCAAAAAGGAUUCGCGACAACUUCACCUGCAUCAAGUCAUACCUUGUCACCUAUACCUUUGGACAGCGAUACUGGUGCAUCUUUUCUGGGCGUCGAGAGGCUUUUCGCUGGUAAGGUUGAGACAGCAGAUUAUCAGUCAUUGUCAUACGUAGAUGCAACUCCGGCAGUGGGAAGUUAUGGAUCAAUGACGUCGCCUACAACUUCAAACGAGAGGGUCGCCGAUGAAGAGAUUAUGGACGGGUCGGCUGCUAUGCCUCCGACCCCAGUUACCUCAACGGUGAAGGAUUCUAAUGGAAACGUGAAACGAAAAUACUCUAGGAACGGCUGUACAGAGUGUAAGAGAAGAAGAAUAAAAUGUGAUGAAACCAAGCCAACUUGCUGGCAAUGCGCUCGGCUAAAUCGUGAGUGUAUUUACGUUCUAAAUCUCAAGAAUAAGAAGAGGAAGAAUAAGGAAGCUCCUGCUUCUCGUCAAAAACAGAAACAGACGGAAAAAGUGGCUGCGAUAAAACAGAGAAUCAAUACACCAACGGAAAAAGAUCAACUCGAUGAUAUGCAUUUACUAGAGCUGCCGAAUGUUAUUCCUGUGGGUAAUAUGGACGGUUAUGAUGCCAACCUGCUGAUACAAAAUUUGAAUGACAUUGUCAGCAUGAAAUUAAAUGACUCGCUCUUAGACAAUCAAGACCUGAAAGAUUUGGAAUUACCAGUCAUGGAUCUUCCAGAGUUGAUGCCACAUACCGCAACUCCAACUAGCACAGUCCCGAUCUCCUUUCUCAUGAAUAGUGCCAUUACGUUCAAUAUUGAAUUAAGUUCAUUCAAGCUUGGUGGGGUUCAUGAUGACUAUUUGAAAGUUUUCUUUGUAGACUGUUUGGGCACUAUAGCACCAUUUUUUCAGGAUCAAGAGAACCCAUUGCGCGAUAUAAUACUUUCCUUUGCCCGUAAUGAGUCGUACUUGCUGUCCGCAGCAUUGGCCGUUGGUGCUUCUUUGGCUCAUAGAAAAUCUGACAGUUUUGACGAUGAGAGAAAUUACUGUGCAUAUUUAUCGCACUGCCUGAGUUUAUUGGGUGAACAGUUUCAAAACGAAUCCAACGUGUUGAACAAGAUAGAACCUAUCACUUUUACAGUUAUUAUGCUGGCUUGGAACUGUAUCAAUACCAUGAACUCUCAAUGGAGAUCCCAUUUAAAGGGUGUCACUGACCUUUUCAAGAAAAUUAACUCAGGCAACUCUUCUAAAGCAAUGAAUGUCGCUAAAUGUUGGUUUAAAGUUAUGGAAACAUUUGCUAGUAUCAGUACAGUCUUGGGUGGCUCAGUGACGGAGGAUCAGGAUCUUGACUUGAUAUUUGAUCCUUAUGAUUACCAAUACGUGGACUCUUUGAAGUUCUUAAACAUCAUGACGCCACUGAACAAAUUUAAUCUAUUGAGAGGACACAAGGAAGAUUUCGAUCUCGUCAUCAAGGAAGUGAUAAAAGCUCUGACGCUAAUCAGGAAAUCGGAAAAAUUCCAUCUCAAGAAAGAGGGCGAUGUAUUCUCCAAAUUGGACUAUCUGCUUUGGUCUCCUGAGACAGAUGCCGAGAAAUCUACUAGUACGAUCUGCUAUUUCAAAACACAAAAGAUUCUUGUAGAGAUAGACCAACAGCUUGAUUACCAGUUCAUUGACAAAUCGGGCAUUAUACCACGAGAGAGUCAAUCGCAUCCACACAAUAGUAAUAUCGUUGAUAACGCCAUCGACCUGGUGACGCUACGAAGUGGCGAAAGUAUCGCCAUUAGUUGGUAUGACAUAUCGCACCAGACCCAGGUACUCUCAUUCCUGCUCAUUGUACUUUUGAAAUUUUUAAGCAUACCUAAGGAGUCUAUUACAGUCCAGCAAGUGGUCAAAAAGAUCCUAUCGUUCUUCAAGUUUCUGGAUAGCGAUUCGCCGCCUCGAAACUCGAGAAUGUGCUACAGUAACUUUGCAGUGCUAAUAGCCGGUCUCAACGCGAUGGAUGAAGAGACUAGAAAAAUAGUCAGAAGUUACUACAAGCUCAAUGGUGGAAAGUUCCAAAGGCUAACGGAACACAACCUAAAUAGACUGGAAAAGGUCUGGUACGGGAAAGAUAGUGAAUAUAAAAUGGCAGACCAGGACGUCUUGACCUGGUAA
Messenger RNA from Torulaspora delbrueckii, 2175 nucleotides. RefSeq names its product Lys14p (gene LYS14). Gene Ontology annotation, cellular component: nucleus. Gene Ontology annotation, molecular function: transcription cis-regulatory region binding; zinc ion binding; DNA-binding transcription factor activity, RNA polymerase II-specific. Gene Ontology annotation, biological process: positive regulation of transcription by RNA polymerase II. The coding region runs from base 1 to 2175 and encodes 724 amino acids. The transcript has a single exon. NCBI's taxonomy places the organism in Eukaryota, Fungi, Ascomycota, Saccharomycetes, Saccharomycetales, Saccharomycetaceae. The record is from RefSeq and is a predicted model, not a curated record.